AUGGUGGUUGUUCCGACCUCGGAGGAUACCUGUGCACGCAUGGACAAGCUUGAGCAGAAGAUGAGACAAAUGAGAGUAUCAGAUGGAGGUAUGGGAUGGGAUGAUUUUGAUGGACUACCAGUGGCCAGUCUGCCGGUCAAGUUUAGGAUGCCAGAGAUCGAGCGAUACAUAGGGAUUGGAUGUCCGCGCAUUCAUUUGAGACUAUAUAGUACUAUUAUGAGGGCCCAUGGCUUGGAUGAGGCUCAGAUGAUUAUGUUAUUCCCCAUGUCCUUGAGUGGGGUGGCCCAGCAUUGGUUUGCUUCUUUAGAUAUAUCACGUCGUCGUACAUGGGAUGAUUUAGCCCAGGAGUUUCUGCGACAGUUUGCAUUUAACACUGUCAUAGAUGUCUCACGGAGGGAGUUGGAGGCCUUGAGGCAGAGGCCCGAUGAGACAGUCACAUCACUCAUCUCCCGUUGGAGGGAGAAGAUUGCCCAGAUCAUUGAUAGGUCGUCUGAGAGAGAUCAGAUCAGCAUGAUUAUGAAGAGCUUGCAGCCUCGAUUUGCUAGACAUUUGAUGGGGUUCCCACACGUGGACUUUGGAUCUUUGGUACAUGCAUUAUAUGGUAUUGAGGAGGGUAUUGCUAGAGGAUUGUGGCCUGAUUCUUCCCCUUCAGACUCGAAAGGGAAGAAACCCACUAUUGGACAGAGACCGAGGGACGUCAGCGCCAUCAGCGCCGUCAGACCGAGGCCCCCCAGAUAUUAUCAGACAGUUGGACAGACUUCUGGAGUUUAUUAUCUGCCAUCACCCCAUGUGCAGUAUAGGUCACAUGUUCCUUUUAGACCUAUGUCUCCCACAUAUCUACACUCAGCUCCACAGCCAGUUUAUGCUACUCAGACCACACAGAGGCCACCUGCUCAUUAUCCUCAACCUAGGGCUCCACCUGCACCAAGACCGAUGCGACAGUUUUCCUAG
Vitis riparia (riverbank grape) is the source of this 951-nucleotide messenger RNA. RefSeq lists its product as uncharacterized. Lineage: Eukaryota; Viridiplantae; Streptophyta; Magnoliopsida; Vitales; Vitaceae. The coding region runs from base 1 to 951 and encodes 316 amino acids. The record is from RefSeq and is a predicted model, not a curated record. The transcript has a single exon.